Molecule: messenger RNA, 979 nt
Organism: Mercenaria mercenaria
Lineage: Eukaryota; Metazoa; Mollusca; Bivalvia; Venerida; Veneridae
Product: docking protein 3-like
Exons: 2
Coding region: 135-737 (200 amino acids)
Biological process (GO): cell surface receptor protein tyrosine kinase signaling pathway; positive regulation of MAPK cascade
Cellular component (GO): cytoplasm
Molecular function (GO): zinc ion binding
Source: RefSeq, a predicted model, not a curated record
AAAAUAGAAGGAGUGGAUCCAUGAAUGCGGAACACUAUAAGUUAUGUUGUUGUUUUACGUCAGGAACAAAUGUUGUACAACCAUAACUUUGUUCAGCUGUCAGAAAGCACGUGUAAUCUAAAUAAAUUUGUAUAAUGUCUUCGCAUGGUAAAACGUUUUGCGACCCAUGUCGAUUUGAAAAAAAGGGAUCAACAGCGAAAUUCUAUUGUCAGACCUGCAUGGAAUACUAUUGCCGGAAAUGUAAAAAACAACAUCUAAAAUUUCGUCUUACAAUGGGUCAUCAUCUGAUAAAUCUGAAAGAAAACUGGAAAAAUAAUGAUGAAAAAAUUAAGGAUGGUUUUGAUCCUGUUAAUUCACAAAUACGUUACAUAACAGAACAGAAAUAUACGUUGAUUGAUCAAGGUGUCCGUACAUACAAAGCGGAUGUUUUAGAGACGGAGGCUUCGAAACGAUGUAAUAUAUCUGGAAGGUGUACUUUAUGUGUUAAUAAAGACGCUUUUACAUUGACAGACAUUGAUAGCCAUGUCCCUGUGUUCUGGUCAUUUAUAUCUAUUAGGAGAUUUGGUAGCAUGGAUGAUAACACCUUCUUUUUUGAAUGUGGUAGACGAUGUCAGAGCGGAGAAGGAAGAUUUGUAAUGUUGAUUCAUGACGCUGUGAAUUUACACAAAACUAUAACGCAUUUAACAAGAGUUAUGGAAAAAGGAACUACCAGGAGCAGUGUUGCAAAUAAAGAUUAGGUGAUUAAAAGCACAGCCUAAGUUAUCGGGUAUUACAUGAUGAAAGAUUGCUUUAGGUAAUGACAGAAACAGUAACAGCUAAUGACGGGCACUUUUUGAAUACGUUCUGCCAUUUACGACGAGGAUCAUUUAUUCAAAUAUAGUAUUGUUGUUAAAAGAGGAUUGAAUAAAGUAACGAAAAGGCAGAAACCUGCUGCAAGUCAGGUUAUGUGUAUUAUUGGAUGCUUUAGAAUUAAAAUAUG